CGAGCGUCGCGACCAAUCCGCACAGUGCACACUCGGCGUUCUCGGUUUGCGGCGCGCGGAUGCCGUGUACGAUCGUAUCUCCGCCGCUGACUACUUGCCGCUAUUCCGCGAUCGCGCGUUCGAUUUCCUCGGAUUACACGCCGAGUCAUCCGCGUCAUCCGCCGAGUCGACGACCGCCCUCCCCGACGUCCUAGCCAUGUCGGUGAUCUACAAGAACUCGAUGAACGCCAUCGGCAAGUUCGUGCCCGGGAGCCUGCAGCCUCUGUGGAAACAUCCAGCUGGUCCACAAACCAUCUUCUUCUGGGCACCGGCCUUCAAAUGGGGUCUCGUAAUGGCCGGCAUCGGUGACUUGCAGAGGCCAGCGAACAAAAUCUCCGUCAGCCAAUCUUGUGCCUUGGGCAUCACGGGGUUAAUAUGGACCAGAUACUCCUUAGCCAUCACCCCGAGGAACUGGAAUCUCUUUAGCGUGAACCUCUUCGUCGCGUUUACAGCUAUAUACCAAAUAACGAGAUCCCUGAGGUAUCAGCGCCAGCAAGCAGCUUUGGAGGCAACGAAGGAGGCGAUCCCGUCAGACGCAGCUCACUGACGAUAACUGUAUAUAUAGAUAGACGUACAUUCCUAGGAAAUGGAAAAAGGAAUAUUUAAUUCCUCGCUACUUCGCGUUUCGUGAAACGUUUAUGUUACUGUUUAGCACGUCGGGACGAGUAGUCUAGGGACGUGACGUCUAGCAUAUUCGAUCAAUAUGCUUUAAUGACGAUCGAAAAAAUUGAAAAGGUAGAUUGGCGAUACAUUGUAAUAUAAAAUUGGUUCAAACUUUUCUAAUCAUGAAAACAUCACGUUCGAUCUGUUCGCGGUCGGGCUCGUAGCACGUAUAUUCUUUGAUCAAUUAACAAAUUAAUGUUUCUAAAAACAAGGUGAUAUUUGAUUGACGUCUCGACGAUUUUUCAAAUGUCUUUAUGCGAUAUCUGUUAGACGUCCAGAUUGAACGUAUAGCGAUUUUUAAGGUCGAUUGAAUUUCCUGAUGCCAAACUGUGAUACGUGACGCACGACGUAAUAUUAUUCAGUUCGGAUACGAUAAAUGAAUAUUAUAAAUACUAGAUAGAUAAAGAAAGUACAACUGUACAGGGCACAGGAGUCGAGAACGAGUCGGGUGUAAUAUAGGCACCGCGCGGAUUCGACGUAUCGUGCACGCCGUAUCGGUCGCUAUCAAUCCACCAACGCCUGAUUGUACCUAUAUAUAUAUUUGACCCGUUGCGCACCACGUGCGUUCUACGUAUAACUGUGCCCACGCGGUGCUCCUGCAUGACAUAUCGACGUUACGUGUUAUAAAGGGUUUAUAACGUGUCACUAUCGUAAAAUUUUAAAUUAACAUUGUUGUAACUCCCUCGCUCCGAUCAGAGUUGAAAUAAAACUACAGAUAUUUUUAACGUC
This is a messenger RNA of Wasmannia auropunctata (little fire ant), 1431 nucleotides long. RefSeq names its product mitochondrial pyruvate carrier 3-like. Gene Ontology annotation, biological process: pyruvate import into mitochondria. Gene Ontology annotation, molecular function: pyruvate transmembrane transporter activity. The record is from RefSeq and is a predicted model, not a curated record. The transcript is spliced from 4 exons. Gene Ontology annotation, cellular component: mitochondrial inner membrane. NCBI's taxonomy places the organism in Eukaryota, Metazoa, Arthropoda, Insecta, Hymenoptera, Formicidae. The coding region runs from base 197 to 586 and encodes 129 amino acids.